Messenger RNA from Aspergillus alliaceus, 1359 nucleotides. RefSeq names its product alpha/beta hydrolase family esterase. The record is from RefSeq and is a predicted model, not a curated record. The coding region runs from base 7 to 981 and encodes 324 amino acids. Gene Ontology annotation, molecular function: feruloyl esterase activity. The transcript is spliced from 2 exons. NCBI's taxonomy places the organism in Eukaryota, Fungi, Ascomycota, Eurotiomycetes, Eurotiales, Aspergillaceae.
GUGACAAUGAGAUUUUAUUCAGCAGUUUUUGUCCUAACUACCGCCGGCCUAGCCUGUGCCGCCAGCUCGGCAGGUUGCGGACAGCCCUUGCCCCCGCAUCAGAGCCGGGGAUCCAGUCAUGGAGUCCACUUCACCACCUCGGAUGGAACCCAGCGAUUCUACUUAAUCCAUAUCCCCUUGAACUACGAUGAGAACAAGCCAACGCCACUGAUCUUCUCGUUCCACGGCCGGGGCAAAACGGCCGAAAACCAGGAGGCACUGUCCCAGUUCAGCAAUGAAACUUGGAACCCGAAUGCUAUUGCCGUGUACCCUCAGGGCCUUAAAAAACAAUGGCAAGGUGACCCCGAUUCCAAGGGCGUCGAUGACAUAUCAUUCACGCUUGAAAUGCUAGACUCCUUCCAGGAUCAAUACUGCAUCGACUCUACCCGCGUAUACGCAGCGGGUAAAUCUAACGGAGGCGGAUUCACCAAUCUCCUAGCCUGUAAUGCGACCUCAUCCACCAAAAUCGCAGCCUUCGCGCCGGUUUCAGGCGCCUAUUACCAAGAUGUCUCCGAGGAGGAUUGUCACCCCACUACUGUACCGAUUAAAUGUAAUCCCGGUCGCACUCCGAUUCCUAUCAUUGAGUUCCAUGGCACGGCGGAUAAGACGAUCCCGUAUGGGGGCGGUGGUCGACGGGGAGAAUGCCUCCCUUCUGUUCCGCAUUUCGUGCGCGAGUGGUCUAAGCGACUGGGGUAUGGACUCCAUAACCAGACUACGAAGCUGUAUAAUGGACAUGUUCUGGAGUACCAGUAUGCGAGUGGUGAUGAAUUGGGGGUUGUGACGCAUUACCGGAUUGACGGAUUGGGGCAUGCUUGGCCCAGUGUCGGGCCUAAUAGUGAUAACCCUAAUGGGACGUAUUUGAAUGCGACGCCCAUUAUUUUAGACUUUUUUAAGCGGUGGUCGUUGUCUGAGAGCAGGGAACUCGGCAAGGAUGAGAUGUGAUAGGUAUCAAGGGCUGGGUGCGAAAGAGAUCGACAAGAAAUGGAACAGACCAGGGCAGCUUUGUUUUUGUCUAUGCUUGAGGUGAUGUAAGGGAGCUUGAAAUGCAUAUGGUUUCUGAUAUGGACUCCACGUUUACGAUUUUCAUAUGCAAGUCUUCAAAGACACAGUGAACGCUGAGUAUGGAAAGAUAUUGUUCCAGUUAACCAAUCUCUAUGUCUAGGAUCUCUCCAAUACUCAAAGGAAUUUGGAUCUGAACACUCUUGAGAACCAAAAGCGCUACAUCCCAGCAAGCCUACUGUAGCGUUUUGAAGUAUCAUGGUGAGGUUCAGGGCGGUCCUACAAGAUGAAUUUCCUUGAUCUACAUUAACUACAUUGAAA